AUGGACCUGCUGCAGAAGGUGGCCAUCUUCCUCGCGGCCCUUGUGAUGCUGGUGGCGAUCCACCUCAUCACAAGCUCCAGUUUAGGCCCAACCGUCAAUGAUGUGCCGUUAGCGGAAACGAUCAGAGAUGAAUUCCUGGACGAUUUUGAAGAUGAAGUUGAAUCGAAGAGGGGUGCUACAGGCGAAGAGGAGGAGCUGUCAGACGACAUCACCUUUCUGUUCGCUGUGAUCGACAUGAACCGAAGGACCCACAUGGGCAUCGAGAACUACACGUUCGAAAAGGACUACCUGGAGCAGGUCAAGGGCUUCCUCCGUAACUACCGCCCCGAGAAGAUGCAGAUCAUCAUGCAGCGCAAGUACUACCCGAAUCUCGAAGACCUCAUCUACGAAGGCGUCCACGUCCGCUUCGUCGAGCUCGAAGAUCUGCGCUCGUGGCGCUUCUACGAGGGCGUCGAGCGCAUCCGCACGUCCGACUGGUGGUCCGCCGCCACGCCCUGGCUCUCCAACGUGCCCCAGGGCUACAGCGACCUCUACAACCCCAUCGUCAUGCACAAGCUCCUGUGGCUGCGCGACCUGUCCGUCCUCAAUCCGUUCAAGACCAAGUACUUCGUGUGGCUCGACUCCGGCGGCAUCUGCACCCCGCGCAUCCGAGACGGCAUCCAGUCCAUCCCCGAGUUCAAGACCAAGGCCAAGCAUUACAUGGACAAGUUCUUGGUGACUAUCACGCAGUACGCGAUGAGCAAUGAGCUGCACGGCUGCUAUCGUGAGGCGAUGCUCAAGCUCACUCACGAUCAGUCUCCCUGCUAUAUCGCCAAGGGAUGGCUCAUGGGUGGCCAACGGGAGUAUCUGGAAAAGGUGUCCAGCCUCUACGAAUAUAUCUUGAACAAAACCUUGGAGCUGGGGUGCCUGGGGACGGAGGAGACGCUGCUGACGAUGGCGUACUAUCGACGACCGGACCUGUUCCACGUCCACCACAACUUCGAGGACCGCUCCGAUCCCUUCCCACAAAGCGACGACGUCUGCUACUUCGUGUGGGAGCGAACUCCCGCCAAGGCGAGGAAGAUCGAACACGACAGUGUGCACGUCAACCUCAUCGCCGCCAUCAAGGCGUUCAAGGAGCAGGGCGGCACGAAGGAGAUGCUGGUGAAGUGCAUCGACGCCUGCUACAGCGACGAGGAUUCGGCCCGGCGGCACUCGUCGCCCUCGUCCUUCAGCCAGUGGGAGAUCACCAUCGAGGACCCCGCACGCAACCACCAACAAAAGCAAUACCCGCAGCGCACCAUCCACCGCGAGCCGCCGCAGCACUUUGCCUCGGCCCUACCGACGAGAAACAACCACCACCACCACCACCACCACAACGGCUGGCAAGCUCAAAGAGAGGCGGCUGCGGCGAUCGCGAUAUGCACGACCACGACGACCACGACGACCAGCAGCAGCAACGACCGCCGACAGGCCAAGGGACAGGAGAGUCCGUGUCUGCCGCCUCUCCGGCAGGAGCUGGGCGCCGUGCUGCAGGCCACCGCGCAACAGUCGCCGCAGCCCAGCCGACCCAUGCCCGAGGUCGCGGCCUACCAGGAGCGGUCCCUCCGGGGCUCACUCCCCGACACGCCUUACCACCACCAUCACAACAACAGCAGCGCCAGCAACAACGGUUACCACUCGGCCGUGCCAUCGCAGGCCCGCCACUCCUCGCCCUCUUCCUCGUCGUUGCAAGCGACCCCGCCUCCGCCGAGGCAGCCCUCGAACAUUCUGCCUUCGCUCUCUUCGCUCCUGCUCCUUCCCUCAUUGCCAUCGCCAAUGCCGGCGGCCCAGCAGCCUGCGCCGUCGCACUCGUAUCGGCCUCUCGCCCCAGCUACCAACGACUACCACGACAUGGGCAACAAGCGAAAGCGGGAGCACUGGCAAUCGCCCGCCCAACCCUGUACUUUUGUUUGA
Molecule: messenger RNA, 1935 nt
Organism: Acanthamoeba castellanii str. Neff
Lineage: Eukaryota; Discosea; Longamoebia; Acanthamoebidae
Exons: 6
Coding region: 1-1935 (644 amino acids)
Source: RefSeq, a predicted model, not a curated record